AGUCUUCGACACCAGCAGCCGACAAGUCCUGAAGUGAAUGACUUGGAUCCUUCUGACAAUGACUUGCCAACCCAUCGUUGCGUGACACCAAAUCAUACCUCGCCUCUUUUGGUCUCCGCCCUCAGUCCCCUCCUCCCUUCUCAACACCACCUCUUGCCCAGCAACCUGCCCCACUCAUAUCAAAAGAUGCCCCCCAGAAAACUCCCCAGCAAGAGGCAGAGACGGCUAAGCAGUCAUCUAUUCUCACUUCCAUCUUGAAUCCCGUCUACCGUCGCACUGCUCUCGUUAAGCUACAAAGCCCCUUCACUAAUGUCCAACUCGAAAGCAUCGCUCGCGGCAUGGUUUACCUCGAGAAGCUCGGUCUCGUGAGUGUCAUCGUGGUCGAACACGACCAGCGAGGCGAGGAAGGGGAACGAUCCGUGGUCAUCGAAGAAACCAUGCGUGUCGUGUCUGCCCUUGAGGCUCAGGGUGCCAAGGCUCGUCCCGUUCUCGGAGCUGUGGUUCGUCUGGGACCCAAGCCGGGUGACGACGAAGUACCCCAACAGGACUUUGUCCCUCCCGAGGCUCACGCUUUCCCCUCCGAUCUUGUUCCCAUCUGCUCCUCCCUACGUGCUGGAGAGAUUCCGGUGCUGCCACCGUUUGCGCUAGACUCCUUCUGUCGUUCUGUUCGUGUCGACGCGAAUGAUGUCCUUGGCGCCUUAGCACGGGGUAUGGCAGAGGCGUCUACCACCUUGGACGAGCAAAAUCAACAGCAAUGCAAGGAUUACAGUGAAGACAUCAACAUCACUCCUUUACGUCUCAUGAUUAUCAAUAAGGAGGGCGGUGUGCCCUCUUAUGCGCGCUCGGGCUACCCCCAUCUACUCGUUAACCUAUCUGCCGAACACGACUUCAUCCACGACACCUUCGACCCCUCGUGGAAGAAAGACCACCCGAGCGCCCUGGCAAACUUGAACCUCGCCCGAACGUGUCUCGCUUACAUGCCCUCCACUUCCUCCGCUGUCAUGGUCUCUCAUCGUUCCCCUAGCUCCCUCAUCGCUAACCUGAUCACCAAUAAACCUGCUGUGAGCUCCAGCCUACCCCACGCGCUCCUACAGAACAACAGGAAGCUCACGCCGGACUCGCCUACGCUCAUCCGGCGGGGUCUUCCGAUCCAAGUCCUCCGCAAGUCCUCCGACAUCGACCGUGUGAAGCUCAAGUACCUUCUCGAAACCUCUUUCAGGCGCGAACUGAACGAGGACGCUUUCUACGCGCGCUUGGAGCGGGACCUCGACUUCGUCAUCAUUGCUGGCGAUUACGUCGGCGCCGCCAUCGUCACGAACGAGCCCGCUGGCCCCUCGGGCGCGCCGCCCAUAUCUUACCUCGACAAGUUUGCCGUCCUGCCGAGCCACCAGGGCGACGGCACCGUAGACUUCCUCUGGGUCGCGCUCCACGACGAGUCGUACGGCCUCGGCCACCCGUUCUCGAUCAACCCCAACGGCGGCAAGGAGGGCAAGGGCGAGGGCGCCGACCUGGUGUGGCGGAGCCGCGCUGACAACCCGAUCAACAAGUGGUACUUCGAGCGCAGCACGGGCCACAUCCGCAUGGGCCAGUGGGUCCUCUUCUGGUGCGACGCCGAAAAGCGGCUCAAGACUGAGCAGGCGCGCCGCGGAAACGCGGGUAUAUCGUAUGUAGAGGACUGGGAGGCAGAGCGGCUGACGCAGUGGGCCGAUGUCGUCACCAAAAUUCCGUCGGCGUGGAAGUAGAUCUCUCAACGUUUGUAGCAUCUUUGCUGUAUCUCCACAUGCAUCACAUAGACAGGACGGUCUCGUUCUAAAUAUUGUAUCCUAAAGUGUUCCAUUUAUGGUCGUCUGACACAGAGAAUCUAUGCAUAUGAUAUGAUCAAGAAAACUAGCUAUUGACUGACGGUCGAGUAGUAC
Coniophora puteana RWD-64-598 SS2 is the source of this 1916-nucleotide messenger RNA. RefSeq lists its product as uncharacterized. The transcript is spliced from 3 exons. Lineage: Eukaryota; Fungi; Basidiomycota; Agaricomycetes; Boletales; Coniophoraceae. Gene Ontology annotation, cellular component: mitochondrial matrix. Gene Ontology annotation, biological process: L-arginine biosynthetic process. The record is from RefSeq and is a predicted model, not a curated record. Gene Ontology annotation, molecular function: arginine binding; L-glutamate N-acetyltransferase activity, acting on acetyl-CoA as donor. Bases 339 to 1742 code for a protein of 467 amino acids.